CUCCCGGCGCAGUGGCGAGCCAUGGCCUCGGCAGGCAGCAGCCUUGGCGGGGGGGAGGCCGAGCGACCGCACCCGAGGCCCUUCCUGAUCGGGGUGAGCGGAGGCACCGCCAGCGGCAAGUCCACAGUAUGUGAGAAGAUCAUGGAGCUCCUGGGGCAAAAUGAAGUGGAUCAUCACCAACGAAAGCUCAUCAUUCUGAGCCAGGAUAGGUUCUACAAGGUCCUCACUGCAGACCAGAAAGCCAAGGCAUUGAAGGGACAGUAUAACUUUGAUCACCCAGGUGCUUUUGAUAAUGAUCUGAUGCACACAACCCUGAAAAAUAUUGUGGAAGGAAAAACUGUAGAGGUGCCGACUUACGAUUUUGUAACUCAUUCCAGGUUGGCAGAGACAACAGUGGUCUAUCCUGCAGAUGUGGUUCUUUUUGAGGGGAUCCUGGUGUUCUAUAACCAAGACAUUCGGGACAUGUUCCAUCUCCGACUUUUUGUUGACACAGACUCUGAUGUUCGUCUGUCCCGCAGAGUUCUUCGAGAUAUGAAGCGUGGAAGGGACCUAGAGCAGAUCCUGACUCAAUACACAACCUUCGUCAAACCCGCCUUUGAGGAGUUCUGUUUGCCGACAAAGAAGUAUGCAGAUGUGAUUAUUCCUCGUGGAGUUGACAAUAUGGUUGCUAUAAACCUUAUUGUGCAGCACAUCCAGGACAUUUUGAAUGGAGAUAUCUGCAAGUGGCAGCGAGGGGCGAUGAAUGGGCAUGGUCGGACAUACAAACGAUCAUUCCCUGAGCAAACAGAGGGCAGCACCAUGUUGGCAGCUGGCAAACGAUCUCAUCUGGAGUCUAGCAGCCGUCCCCACUAACCAGGUGGGGGUCUGAAGAAGUUGCUUCUAUUCCAGACCAACUUUUUCAACUAACUGGUUUGUGACAUGCCCAUAGCAACUUAGGGACAGAUUCAAGAGGUGUGUGUCUUCUCACAGAGUGAAGGAAGGAACUGGACUAUUGAUCCUGCACCCAGGACCUGGUUUUAGAUGGCACUGUAUGCUGAAAUCCCUUCUGGGAAUUAAACCCAGUGCAGUGGGGUACAGGACCCCUA
Pelodiscus sinensis (Chinese soft-shelled turtle) is the source of this 1085-nucleotide messenger RNA. RefSeq names its product uridine-cytidine kinase 1 (gene UCK1). The record is from RefSeq and is a predicted model, not a curated record. NCBI's taxonomy places the organism in Eukaryota, Metazoa, Chordata, Testudines, Trionychidae. Gene Ontology annotation, molecular function: kinase activity; ATP binding.